Bombus huntii is the source of this 1222-nucleotide messenger RNA. RefSeq lists its product as uncharacterized. Gene Ontology annotation, cellular component: extracellular region. The transcript is spliced from 4 exons. Bases 358 to 822 code for a protein of 154 amino acids. Gene Ontology annotation, molecular function: chitin binding. The record is from RefSeq and is a predicted model, not a curated record. Lineage: Eukaryota; Metazoa; Arthropoda; Insecta; Hymenoptera; Apidae.
UCUAGUUGAAUCUAUUGUCACCGGUGGAUGUCUCGUACGUCUUUGACUUUUUGAACGUGCAUAGAUUCGAUUAGUUGGCGGUUUGUAAAAGUUCGUCAAAUAAUAACCGGAUAUCCCGGUUAGCGAGCGUUUAAAGUAUAACGAGAAGCAGCGUUACGCUCUUCGAGAAAUUACUCGCUCAUUAAGGUCGAUAAGUUGUCUGAAUAGCACGGUUCAAGAACCAGGAGCGCCAGUAAAGACAGCUACCGCAUCAGCCGAGUAUCGUCGAAUCGCACGCUCAGAGAUCGCGAUUCGCAACGAAUACCGCAAAAACCAAUUACGCAAACGCCUCAGAUUCUUUCGGAAAUUUGUAAAAAUAUGCGUUCUUCCACCAUAUUUAUCUCGAAGCUUCUGCUAUGGACUCGGCUGUUGGUCGUCGUCGUCGCUUUACCAACUCUGGGUUACAUCGAUCGACAUCGCUUAGAGACUUACGAGGACCUGUCCGAAGAAACGAGCGAUUUCGACGUUUUCGAUAAUCUGACUUUCCGAUUUUCCUGCGAGGGUAAACCGGUCGGUUUGUACGCAGACCUGGACUACGAUUGUCGAGUUUUCCAUGCCUGUGACGACUUAGGCAAAGGUUUCCCCGUAAUUUGUCCAAACAAUACGUUGUUCGAUCAGAGAGAACGCGUGUGCAGCGACGAAGAACACGUUGACUGCGAUCGUGCGAACGAAUGGUUCUAUUUAAACGAGCUACCUUUCUCCGUGGAAGCGACGGAAGAAAAUCACACCCUGUCGGAGGAGAAAGAAGAGAUACCUUCUGUGCUGCCCCUUCUGCUAGCGUGACGCCUAAGAGAUUAAGACGUCGCAUAAGUAUUACUUUGCGUUUACGUUUAUCGAGAACGUGACGAGUUUAUGCCUGCGAAAUUUCUAUAUGGUAAUAAACGCGCGUCUCUUAUGAAAUCAACGUUCAACCUAGCUAUUACAUAUACAGUGACAAGUAUGCAAUUACGUACACAUAUUUCCGACGAUAUAUUUUACUUAUAUUUUUGCCUAAAACGAUAUGUAUUCCUGUGAUAUAAGUUUAGAAAUAAAUAGUAUAACGAUGGAUCGCCGGAACACCGGCUUAAUAGGCUGAUCGUAUCUUUUUCUGUGCUUUAACGGCGGUAGUAAUCGUUUAAUAAUAUGAAAUACGUGGCAGCCCAACAUUCACCCAAUUACCUAUCUGAAGCACCGAUCUUUGUGA